Molecule: messenger RNA, 870 nt
Organism: Phytophthora sojae
Lineage: Eukaryota; Oomycota; Peronosporomycetes; Peronosporales; Peronosporaceae
Exons: 1
Coding region: 1-870 (289 amino acids)
Biological process (GO): double-strand break repair via homologous recombination; mitotic DNA replication checkpoint signaling; mitotic intra-S DNA damage checkpoint signaling
Cellular component (GO): nucleolus; checkpoint clamp complex; site of double-strand break
Source: RefSeq, a predicted model, not a curated record
AUGCGCUUCCGCGGGACGCUGGCCAAGGACGCGUUGGCCGUGCUGCUUGACGUGGCGCAGUCCUUCGCGCGCCUGGGCUCCCAGAGCAGCGCCAAGGCCAACUGCGUGUUCACGCUGACCCCGGAGACGCUGUCCAUCGCGCUCAAGAGCGGCGGCGCCGAGGAGCUACAGAGCUUCGCGCGCCUGCAGACGGCGCGACUCUUCCACGACGUCGUGGUGCAGUCUCGGGCCGAGAACCACAUCGGCUUCGUGUGCGACGUGCGUCACUUCCAGCAGGCCUUGACCUCGGGCAAGGACGCCAGCGCCGUCAUGCUGCGGCUGCUCAAGCGGGACGGCAACAACUUCCUGUGCCUCAGGACGCGCGCCGUGGACAUCGACAUCGUGCAGAGCAUCCCCAUCGAGGUGCUGGCCAUGAGCACGGUGGAGCACUACAGAGAGCCCAGCGUGCCGGCCCCUCAGAUCGCAAUCGAGAUGCCGCCGCUGCGAGCGCUGCGCAGCAUCGUGGACAGACUCAAGACCAUGCACAAGACCAUGACGGUGGAGGCCAGCAAGACCGGCACGCUGAUCCUGCGCAUCGACACGCACCCGCUCACGUUGCAGACGCUGUUUGCGCACUUGAGGUAUCGAGACGAUUUGAUCGACGAAGACGAGGAGGACGAGGAGGAAGAGGAGCGACGGAGACAACAACGCUCGUCGAGCGUUACGGUAGACAGCAAAGUGCUGAGCAAGGCCAUUCUGGUGGACGGACAGUCAACGGAUUCAGUGCUGUGCUGUAUUACGGAGAACAGGGCGAUGGUGCUGCACUCGAUUCUGGUGGACUCGUUCGGAUCGUUCACGUGCUACAUCCCCGUGCUCACGCCGGACCUUUGA